This is a messenger RNA of Auxenochlorella protothecoides, 297 nucleotides long. RefSeq lists its product as hypothetical. The transcript has a single exon. Bases 1 to 297 code for a protein of 98 amino acids. The record is from RefSeq and is a predicted model, not a curated record. NCBI's taxonomy places the organism in Eukaryota, Viridiplantae, Chlorophyta, Trebouxiophyceae, Chlorellales, Chlorellaceae.
AUGGACUCGGAGAACAGGCCGAAGAGGCUCUUCCCUCCCAGGGCAGGCACCCCGAUGUUGGAGGGGGCAAACCAGCUGCAAGGUUGGGGGAGAGGGGUGGGAGGAGGGUGGAUGCUGAGGGUCCAGGUCUGGUGCAAAGCGGGCAGCGGGUGUGGGGCCCAGAGUGGUGUUGUAGGGGUCCCAAGCAGGGCAACAGGAUCACAUCACACCACGAACCGCACCCAUGCAAGCUCCGAUGACGACCGCGACAUCAUGCCGAGGCACCUUCCACGCACCCCAGGAAGCCGGCCAGGAUGA